AUGCAAGGAUUGUCUAACGGGAACACAGAAGAAGCACCAAUUCUGGCUGGCGUCGUCAACUUUAAUCGCGCCACAAUGCCACAGGAGCCAGGACGCGAAACUGAUCCUCUUCUCCUAUUCCGUCGUGUCCCUAUUGUUCCCUACACCUCUGUGGCCGAACGGAUAUUUGCGAGGGAAAAUUCUCCCUCGCCAGCUAUGACCUCGACUAGGAGGACCGAAUUCGAUGAGUAUCCUUGGAUGUCUGCAAUGAGGCAAGGGUCACAUAAUUCCGACCCUCACGUGCGUGCAAUGCACGCAACGAGGAUUGUUAGCAUGUACAAUCAAUGGGACGCGAGCAAAUUGUCGCAACUAGGUGCCUCGUUUAGCAUCUGCCUGGAGGAUAAUGUGUCUCAAGAGUCAGCGACGGUUGCACACUUUGCUCGGGAGGUCCACGACCAAUUGCCGAGCCGCGAUGCUGAGAUCCCGGCUGAAACAGAGAAACAAGUUGUCCUUAAUCACUGCCAGUCAACGCGAUGGAAAGCGAGAAUGGGUCUCGAAGUCUCUGUUACCCCACGCUAUGGUGUCUGUGGCAUUCAUUGCGGAUCUGUCCGUCGUACAUCUGGCACAUUCCGGCACCUGCUCAACAGUAUCCCAAUUGAUACGAAGCAGUUCGCGUGGAGACUAAACGAUCUAGAUCUGAAAGACAAUGCGAGCAUCGCAGGGCAACGAUUCGGGAAUGACGAAGUGCAGAGGAUUAAGAAGGAUCUGAUGAGUUUUCUACCGCCAUGGGCCAAUCCGGAAUAUGUGUCGACGGAUCACGAAUGCCUCCGAUCACUGUCCGCUGCCUCCGAGCAGGGCUUACCAGUACGGAACUCGGACACCGGCACAGCACCCAAAUGA
Laetiporus sulphureus 93-53 is the source of this 879-nucleotide messenger RNA. RefSeq lists its product as uncharacterized. NCBI's taxonomy places the organism in Eukaryota, Fungi, Basidiomycota, Agaricomycetes, Polyporales, Laetiporaceae. The coding region runs from base 1 to 879 and encodes 292 amino acids. The record is from RefSeq and is a predicted model, not a curated record. The transcript has 5 exons.